Messenger RNA from Penicillium maclennaniae, 168 nucleotides. Its product is annotated as dolichyl-diphosphooligosaccharide--protein glycosyltransferase subunit 4. Lineage: Eukaryota; Fungi; Ascomycota; Eurotiomycetes; Eurotiales; Aspergillaceae. Bases 1 to 168 code for a protein of 55 amino acids. The record is from RefSeq and is a predicted model, not a curated record. Gene Ontology annotation, cellular component: oligosaccharyltransferase complex. The transcript has a single exon.
AUGAUCUCCGACGGCGACCUCUACCGCCUGGCCAUCUUCCUGGGCUCCUGCGCCAUGAUGAUGAUUGUCCUCUACCACUUCCUCGAUGUCAAUGCUCACGACGACGACGAAACCGAGAACACAACGUCCAAACAAACCAGAACCACCGCCGAGUUCGCGACAUCAUAA